This is a messenger RNA of Musca domestica (house fly), 2430 nucleotides long. RefSeq names its product muscle segmentation homeobox (gene Dr). Gene Ontology annotation, molecular function: RNA polymerase II transcription regulatory region sequence-specific DNA binding; DNA-binding transcription factor activity, RNA polymerase II-specific. Lineage: Eukaryota; Metazoa; Arthropoda; Insecta; Diptera; Muscidae. Bases 541 to 2121 code for a protein of 526 amino acids. The transcript has 2 exons. The record is from RefSeq and is a predicted model, not a curated record. Gene Ontology annotation, biological process: regulation of transcription by RNA polymerase II; embryonic morphogenesis. Gene Ontology annotation, cellular component: nucleus.
UGCACACAUUACAGUUUAGUUGUUAAACAGUCGUGAUCUCAAGAGGACGUGUCUGAUGUCAACGAGCGCUUGUUUUGUAACGUAGUAAAGCAAAACAAAAACAACAAAAUAUAAAGAGAAAAAAACACACAACAAAAAAGAAAUAAUCAAAGAAUUUUUUUCUAAUCAAGUGUUAUAAUUUUUCAAUUACAAUCAACAAUAAAUAAAUGAAGAAAAAAAAAAUUGAUUUGUUAAAAAUUAAUCAGAAACCAAUCAAGGCAAUUAAAAACAAAUUUUCCAAUUAUUGGAAAUAAUUGCCAAGCACAACAAAAAAUAAAAUAAAUAAAAAACAAGUGAUUAUAACUUACUUAUCAGCAAAAUGCAAAUAUAACUAAACUAAACCGAAAGCAACAAACAAUAAAAAAGUGCAAUGUGUUAUUAAGAAAAGAUUUUGAAAUAAAAAAAUUAUAUUUAAAGGAAAAUUUAAAAUUCUGGCUUUAACACAAAACUAACGGACUCGCCACCGCAAAAAAAAGUAAAGAACGAAAAAAAUCGAAAUUUAUGCUAAAACUGUCAUCAGGUAUGACUGUCACUGGUUUACGUGUGAAUAUGACUAGCCCGACGGUACCACCGCAAACCGCUAUGAAUUCAAACAGUUCCACUACCACCGUUGUGGUAUCGCCACCGGCAACGGCCAUUACCACAACAACACCCACAUCACCAUCGGCCCUGAUUAUGGCCCAUCAACAGCAUUUACGUAACCUCCAGCAGUCGCACCAGCACACCCUGAACAAGACCACAUCCCGUUUGAGCAAUUUCAGUGUGGCUUCAUUGCUGGCCGAUACCAGGCCAAGGUCUCCCAGUCACAAUUAUGGUGAUAAUAUGCCAACGAAUUUGUCCAGUACUCCAUCGGCGGCCACCUCACCUGUCUCACAUGAAUCCUCGUCAUCGCCUGCCUCACCAAAUCAUCCAGCCGCUGCCACACAUCCGCCCCAGUUUCAUCCGGUGACCAUGGCUCAUCAUGCACAUUUGCUGCAUGCGGCCCAUGUGGCCCAGCAGCAACAUGCAGCCGCCAUGGCAGCAGCGGCGGCGGCCGCAGUGGGGGCCACCAAUAAUCCAAGUGGCAAUCCUGCUCAUGUACAUUUACCUCAUCAUUUACCCGCCCAUCUGAGACAUCCGUUGAAUCCAAGUGCCUGUCCACCUGGAGCGGCGGGACCCAUGUUAUUGGCUGCCUCGAGUGGUGUUAAUCCGGCGAACAGUGAAAGUUCAAAUAACAAUAACAACAACACAACCACCCCACCACAAUCAUCCGGCGCCAGUUCCAAUAAUGGCCCCGAACCACUGCCCACAACCAACUCCUCAUCCUCCUCCUCGGCGACGGCAAUGGCAACGGCCAAAUGUGAACGUAACUCACCCAUUGGCAGUUCCAUUGAUUCGGAGCUGGAAUACGAUGAUGAUUUGAAUGAUCAAGAUCUGGGACAUGAUGAAGAGGAAGAUUCCAUUGUGGAUAUUGAAGAUAUGAAUGCUGAUGAUUCACCCCGCUCAACACCCGACGGCUUGGAUACAAGUAAAUCACCAGAUGGUAAUCCCAACUCAUUGGCCAAUUCUCCGCAUCUACUGUCACCUGCUGUCUUGGCGGCGUCGGGACAUGGACCAAUUAGGCCAACACCGUUUAGUGCUUUAGCAGCGGCCGCUGUGGCCUGGGGAGGUAUUGGUGGAGCUGGUGUGCCAUGGCCAGGUGCCAGGCAAAUGCCACCAUUUGGACCACCUGGUCUGUUUCCGGGUCAGGGUUUUGGAGGAGGAGAUGCCAAUGAACCGCCACGCAUCAAGUGCAACUUGCGCAAACACAAGCCAAAUCGUAAACCCCGCACGCCAUUUACCACCCAACAACUACUCUCUUUGGAGAAGAAAUUCCGUGAAAAACAAUAUCUCAGUAUAGCAGAGCGGGCGGAAUUUUCCUCAUCCCUAAGGCUGACAGAGACCCAAGUGAAAAUUUGGUUUCAAAAUCGCCGAGCCAAGGCGAAACGUUUACAGGAGGCUGAAAUUGAGAAAAUUAAAAUGGCUGCUUUGGGUCGUGGUGGACCAGGGGCCCAAUGGGCCAUGGCUGGUUAUUUUCAUCCAAGUCUAAUGCAUUUGGGUUAAAACGAAAUAUAAAGAAAUAGACAAACAAACAAAAGCACCAAAGUUUCCUCAUAACAAAACACAAAACGACCACAACCUGAUCGUUGAGUCUUUCUGCAAGGCCAGACAAAAACAUAAAUAUAAAUUUAUUAUGCGCUUAGUUAUUAUUUAAAGAAACAAAACAAAAUAUAAAUAUUAUCAUUAAUUAUAGAAAUAACCCCCCAUAAUUGCUGUGAUGUUAGCGCAUUUUAAUUGUAAAUAAUUAAUAAAUUAUAGAAAGAAAAAAAAAACAAAAAUUUAAAAAACCAAAAAAAAAAAAAAAAAUGAAAA